UAUUUCUGGCGAAGCAGGUGAUAUGUAAGAAGAAGAUGAACGACGUGCAUCAAUCUCUGUAAAGCAAUGGCCGACGCCGCCGCCCAAGAAGAAGAAGUGGCAGCAGAAGUGGAGGCCGUACAAGCGGUGUACGGCGACGAUUGUGUGGUUCUCGAAUCGUACCCUCCUCAUCUCCACCUCUACAUCAAACCUCGCACCGCCGAUGUCGCUUCACAGCAGUUUGUGGAAGCUGUUAUUGGAGUUCGAGCAGGUUCUCAGUAUCCGAAUGAACCGCCACAUAUUGAACUUUUAGAUUCAAAGGGUCUUGAUUUUCAGAGGCAAAAACAUCUAAUGAAUUCGAUACGGGACAGAGCAUGCGACCUCUCAUCUUGUUUAAUGCUUGUGGCGAUUUGUGAGGAAGCAGUGGAGAAGCUCUCUGUUAUGAAUCACCCUGAUGGAGAUUGUCCAUUGUGUUUGUAUCCUUUGGUCCCAGAAGACGAGCAGAGUAAAGUUUUGCAAUUUAUGAAGUUGAUGUCUUGUUUCCAUUGCUUUCACAGUGAGUGCAUUAUUAGGUGGUGGAAUUGGAUUCAAACAGAAGAAAGAAGCAAUGCCAGUGAUUCAUCAAGUGCACAUGUGCCUCCUAUUAGAGACUUGCGAAAUCAUAAAGAUACACGUGGAGCUGUGGAAGAGAGUAUGGGAAACUGUCCAGUUUGCCGUAAAGUUUUUCAUGCCGAGGAUUUUGAACACGUGCUCGACUUGGUUGGCAAUCAUUCCUCACAUUUGAGUCUGAACGAUAACGAAGACGAUGACGGUGAGAAACUCCUGCAGUCUGAGUCAGAGAAUGCACGGCGACAAAACUUUGAGGCCCUAUUGAAGUCACAGCAAGAAAACAGUGGUUUAAUUGAACCUAAAAAAAAUAUUGUUGUCUUGCCUGGUAUGUUACUUCCACCACCGGUUGCAUCAUCCACAUCCGAGACAGCCAAAGAAUCUGCUGAAGAACAACAAAGAGAGCCCCCAGGCACCUCAGAAAUGCAUUCUGGUGGUUCCUCAGAUAGGCCUAAGACCCAUGAGCAGAGGAGUUCCAGCUCAAGGGAACGGAGAGUACGUAAUACAAGAAGACCCGUCAAACAGUGGAUAAAGAAAGAGAGUGGCAGGGCAGAGUGAGUAAUUGAUCUGAUUCUUGAGGUAAGUGAGUGACUGAUAUUGUUCUUGUGGGAGCUUUUUCUUUCCCCGAAGUAUUCAUGUCAGCCAAGGAUGCUCUAUAAACAGAGUGUAAAAAGGAAAAAAAAAAAAAGAAGGAACAAAGAAAGAAAAAUAGAGAGAAAUUCUCUCUGCAAGUUAAUCAUUAUCUCUCUGUAAGUUAAUGUUGUGUUUUUGUGUAAGUUAAUCAUGCGAUUUUGAGUUUGAAAUUUCAAGGUAUAAAAUCCAAAUUUUGGAUCA
Messenger RNA from Prunus dulcis (almond), 1419 nucleotides. RefSeq lists its product as uncharacterized. Lineage: Eukaryota; Viridiplantae; Streptophyta; Magnoliopsida; Rosales; Rosaceae. The transcript is spliced from 7 exons. Gene Ontology annotation, molecular function: protein binding; ubiquitin protein ligase activity. Gene Ontology annotation, biological process: protein ubiquitination. Gene Ontology annotation, cellular component: nucleus. The coding region runs from base 67 to 1143 and encodes 358 amino acids. The record is from RefSeq and is a predicted model, not a curated record.